AUGGCGACAGCCCUCCUCUUGCCUGUUUUGGAAGGUUCCCUCUAUUCCAAUCCUUCUUCUUCCUGCUCUCGGGGGGUUCCCUCUAUCCCAAUCCCUCCUCUUCUGAGUCUCUGGGGGGGUUCCCUCUAUCCCAGUCCCUCCUCUUCCUGCUCUUGGGGGGUUCCCUCUAUCCCAAUCCCUCCUCUUCCUGCUCUCGGAGGGUUCCCUCUAUCCCAAUCCUUCUCUCCAGUCUCGGGGCAUUCCCUCUAUCCCAAUCCCUCCUCUUCCCAGUUUUGGAGGGUUCCCUCUAUCCCAAUCCCUCCUCUUCCCACUCUCUGGGGGUUCCCUCUAUCCCAGUCCCUCCUCUUCCCACUCUUGGGGGGUUCCCUCUAUCCCAGUCCCUCCUCUUGCCUGUUUUGGAAGGUUCCCUCUAUUCCAAUCCUUCUUCUUCCUGCACUCGGGGGGUUCCCUCUAUCCCAAUCCCUCCUCUUCCCAGUCUCUGGGGGGGUUCCCUCUAUCCCAGUCCCUCCUCUUCCUGCUCUUGGGGGGUUCCCUCUAUCCCAAUCCCUCCUCUUCCUGCUCUCGGAGGGUUCCCUCUAUCCCAAUCCUUCUCUCCAGUCUCGGGGCAUUCCCUCUAUCCCAAUCCCUCCUCUUCCCAGUUUUGGAGGGUUCCCUCUAUCCCAAUCCCUCCUCUUCCCACUCUCUGGGGGUUCCCUCUAUCCCAGUCCCUCCUCUUCCCACUCUUGGGGGGUUCCCUCUAUCCCAGUCCCUCCUCUUGCCUGUUUUGGAAGGUUCCCUCUAUUCCAAUCCUUCUUCUUCCUGCACUCGGGGGGUUCCCUCUAUCCCAAUCCCUCCUCUUCCCAGUCUCUGGGGGGGUUCCCUCUAUCCCAGUCCCUCCUCUUCCCACUCUUGGGGGGUUCCCUCUAUCCCAGUCCCUCCUCUUGCCUGUUUUGGAAGGUUCCCUCUAUUCCAAUCCUUCUUCUUCCUGCUCUCGGGGGGUUCCCUCUAUCCCAAUCCCUCCUCUUCCCAGUCUCUGGGGGGGUUCCCUCUAUCCCAGUCCCUCCUCUUCCUGCUCUUGGGGGGUUCCCUCUAUCCCAAUCCCUCCUCUUCCUGCUCUCGGAGGGUUCCCUCUAUCCCAAUCCUUCUCUCCAGUCUCGGGGCAUUCCCUCUAUCCCAAUCCCUCCUCUUCCCAGUUUUGGAGGGUUCCCUCUAUCCCAAUCCCUCCUCUUCCCACUUUUUGGAGGGUUCCCUCUAUCCCAAUCCCUCCUCUCCCAUGGCACUUUUCCCCCAUCCCCUUUCCCUGCCUGGCCGGGCUCGGUGCUUCAAAAGCCGCUUGGAGCCUCCGACAUCACUUCAACCUUCUUAUUUUAUUUUUUUCUUUGCAGAAAGGUAAAAAUAAUAAGAAUAUUAAAAAGAAAAAAAACCAACAACACAAAAUAGCAACUCCAGCUUAAAACCACAACCUCCCCCUUCGCCGCUCGGCGCCGCAGGGACCUUUUGGGGUGUAUAAAGCAUGUUUGUGCUCUUGCUUUUUCGGGAGAGCUGGACUCCGGAUCGGAACAGCUUCCGUUUACACCGUGUGCUGGGGCUGCUCCCCCGCUUCUCGCUUACUCCUUUGCCGGGUUUAUUUUUGUAUUUUUCUUUUCUUUUCUUCUUUUUGUUGCCGUUUUGGUUUUUUUCCUUCCUUCCUAUAACCUCUCGGCAGGAUUCGGUGCUGAAAUAACGUGCGCUCUGCUGUUUUCCCUCUUUUUCUGUCUUUUUUU
Messenger RNA from Calidris pugnax (ruff), 1742 nucleotides. RefSeq names its product formin-2-like. The coding region runs from base 1 to 1419 and encodes 472 amino acids. The transcript has 3 exons. The record is from RefSeq and is a predicted model, not a curated record. NCBI's taxonomy places the organism in Eukaryota, Metazoa, Chordata, Aves, Charadriiformes, Scolopacidae.